Coregonus clupeaformis (lake whitefish) is the source of this 1392-nucleotide messenger RNA. RefSeq lists its product as uncharacterized. Lineage: Eukaryota; Metazoa; Chordata; Actinopteri; Salmoniformes; Salmonidae. Gene Ontology annotation, molecular function: protein binding. The transcript is spliced from 8 exons. The record is from RefSeq and is a predicted model, not a curated record. Bases 1 to 1392 code for a protein of 463 amino acids.
AUGGCUCAUCUACUAAGUGAGGAGAUUCUGCAACAGCUGGCUGUUGUGGUGUAUGAGGCUCAGGACGUGGAACUGACCCAGUGCUUCCUGAAGAAGGUUGAUGGAGACCUGUCUAACUGUAGACUGGACUGGGAUGUGCUUCACUACCUGCUGAAGAGCACCACACAACCCAUCACCAUCAACCUCACGAGGAGCAGAAUCAGACAGCAAGACAUACCUCAUCUUCUCCCGUUCCUGAAUAAUAUUCACUUUCAAAGAAUGAAUUCCCACUUUGAGAGGACAGCUUUGAAAGAAAUACACAAGCAACGUGCUGGUCACAUGGUGACUACUUUAGUGAGGUCAUCAGAUGAAUGGAUCAACUUGAACAACCUGGUCUUGAACCAUGAUGACUGUGAAGCACUGCGCUUUGCCUUACACUACAGUGAUGGGGUCAAACUCAACCUGUUGUGGACCAUCAUUCCAAAGGAGGAGAUGGGGAGGAUCCUGACUCUUCUACACAGGGUCUCUGAACUCAGGGUAGACAGGAAACUACUCCUGGAGCUCCUCCAUGCCUGGACAGGGUUGAUAACACAAACAGAGGCACCCACUGCACUCUUGAGGGCUCUGCAUCACAAACUGGACCUCUCCCGCUCUUCUGCCAUGGAUCUGUCAGGGCAGGAGGAAGAGACUGUUUUGAGCCUCAGUUCUCAGGACUGUAGGGUCAUCUCUGCAGCCAUCCAUAAAGCUGAUGGUGACACAGAGCUGAUUCUACACGACUGUCAGGUUGAGGAUGCAGGACUAGAGGAGUUUUACAAAGAGUCCAUUUUACAAAGAGUCCAUUUGAGCCUUGGAAAACCUAUUUUGCUACAGCUCCUUCACUUGAUAUUUGUGGAAGAUGGAGGCAGGUCAGUGAGACUUGCUUCCCUACUAUCCAGAGCCCUGGGGAAGGAACUGGACCUCAGUCAGACCCCGUUGGACCUGAUGGCCUGUUCAUCACUGGCAUUGAUUCUGGAGCACUCAGAAGGGUUUUCGAAGCUGGACCUCAGCGACUGCCACCUCACCGACACACAUCUGGAGUUUCUGCUCACACAUCUGCACAAGGCACAAGUCCUAAAUCUAUGCAAUAAUGAAAUCACUGACGAAGGAGCUAUGAAACUAUACAGGAUUAGAAACAGCUUUACAGAAACUGUAUGGCUUUGCAACAACAAGAUCACUGAGUUUGACAGCUUCUUAGCGGAUAAACGCUACAAACUGUUGCCUGCUCACGUGUCAGGAAUACAGGACCGACACAUUACAAACUUGGGCUCUACCUCUGUGAGAGAAGAGACCUCUAAGGUGUUUUCAAAGACCAAACCCAUUAUUACAGAAUAUGACCCUGAGAUAGUUGAAGAAAGCAAGAUUUCCUACAGGUAA